Molecule: messenger RNA, 2259 nt
Organism: Apiotrichum porosum
Lineage: Eukaryota; Fungi; Basidiomycota; Tremellomycetes; Trichosporonales; Trichosporonaceae
Product: NADPH-cytochrome P450 reductase
Exons: 2
Coding region: 1-2259 (752 amino acids)
Cellular component (GO): cytosol
Molecular function (GO): NADPH-hemoprotein reductase activity; flavin adenine dinucleotide binding; FMN binding
Source: RefSeq, a predicted model, not a curated record
AUGGCUGACAUCGAGAUUGAUCUCAACACACUGGCGCUCAUCCUCGCCGCACUCUUUGUGUUGUGGUAUAAGCGCGACUUGCUGGGCUUUGGCGGCGACGACAAGCCUGUUGUUGCGGCCGCUGCUGCCUUUGACGCCGAUGGCGAGUCCAAGCUCAAGGUCGGCAACAAGGCAUAUGAGGAGACGGACGAUGACUUUGUGGUCAAGAUGAAGCGAGGCAACAAGCGCCUGGCUGUCUUCUUUGGGUCGCAGACGGGCACAGCACAAGAGUAUGCUCUGCGGUUGGCCAAGGAGGCCAAGUCUCGCUUUGGCAUCUCGCCCCUCGUUUGCGAUCCCGAAGACACCGAGCUGGCCACCCUCGACCGGGUGCCCAAGGACAAGGCGGUGAUCUUCGUCAUGGCCACGUAUGGAGACGGUGAACCCACCGAGAACGCCGAGAGCAUGAUCAGCUUCCUCGAGGACGAGAACGUCGAGUUUAGCAGUGGCGGCAAUUCGCUCGAGAACCUCAACUACGCCAUCUUUGGGCUGGGAAACAAGACGUACCAGCAGUUCAACGAGAUGGCACGCCGUGUCGACAAGCGACUCACUGAGCUUGGUGCCAAGCGGAUCGGCGAGCGUGGCGAAGCCGACGAGCUCCUCACGAUCGAAGCCGGGUACCUCGACUGGAAGGAUGACAUGUGGAAGGCAUUUUGUCAGCGCCUCAACAUCACCGAGGGUGAAGGCGCGGGAGACGCUGCCGACUUCUCCGUCGCCGAGGUUGCCAGUGCGCCCGUGAGCAGCGUAUUCCAAGGCGAGCUAUCGUCCCAUGCACUCAAGACCUCCAUCAUUGGCGAGGCGCAGCCAGGGCAGUACGGUCCCAAGAACCCGUACACCUCCCCCGUGACCGUCGCACGCGAGCUCUUCACCACCAAUGCCGACCGCAAUUGCAUCCACAUGGAGCUCGAUAUUGCAGGUACCAACAUAUCAUACCAGCACGGAGACCACGUUGCCAUCUGGCCCUCUUCCCCCGACAUGGCUGUGGAGCGCUUCCUGUCUGUCCUUGGCCUGCGGGACAAGCGCGACGUUGCUGUCGAUGUCACGGCUCUCGACCCAGCUCUGGCACAAGUUCCCUUCCCCACACCCGCCACCUACACAUCCAUCUUCCGCCACUACCUCGAGAUCUCUGCGCUUGCGUCUCGCCAGGCUCUCGGUACUUUGGCAAAGUACGCCCCCAACCCGCGCGCCAAGGCCAUGCUUGACCGUUGGGGCCGGGACAAGGACAUCUACGCCAAGGAGAUUGAGGGUGUUCGUAUCCGUCUUGCCGAGGCGCUCCAGCUUGCCACGGGCGAUGACCCGCGCGACCCCACAAAGGCCACAGUGUGGCCCAUCCCCUUUGACGUGAUCCUUUCCAUCCUCCCACGCCAAAAGCCGCGCUACUACUCCAUCUCGUCCAGCUCAAAGCUGCACCCCAACACCAUUCACGUCACCGCCGUCGUGCUCAAAUACCUGACUCCAGCCAGCCAGCUGCACAACGAUAACCCACGCUGGAUCUAUGGCUUGACCACCAACUUUCUCCUGAACGUCAUGGACUCGUACGACCAAAAGGCCGCCGGUGGCUCGGCACAAGUCCCCAUCCGUCUGGAAGGCAUGCCCACCACUGUCCCCAGCUACCGUAUCGGCGGGCCGCGCGGCGCGCACACCAUCCCAAGCGGCUACGCUGUCCCCAUCCACACCCGCCGUGCACCGUUCCGCCUUCCUCCCCGCCAGACCGUCCCCAUCAUUAUGAUCGGCCCGGGAACCGGUGUCGCCCCCUUCCGCGGCUUUGUGCAGGAACGCAUCGCGCUCGCGCGCACCGCGAGGGAACGCAAAGGCCCCAACGCGAUCGACGACUGGGCACCCAUGUGGCUCUUUUACGGGUGCAGGCGGGCCGACGAGGACUUUCUGUACCGCGACGAGUGGCCCGGAUACGCCAAGGAGCUGGGCGAGGACAAGUUUAUCAUGCACACGGCCUUUUCGCGCGGCCCGGCACGCAAGCCCGACGGCAGCAAGAUUUACGUCCAGGACCUGAUCUGGGAGCAGAGGGAUAAGCUGGCCAAGGCGAUCGCGCAGGGCGCGUACAUUUACAUCUGCGGCGAUGGGCUCAACAUGUCCCGCGAGGUGGAGCACACGUUUGCCAAGAUUAUGGCAGAGUACCGUGGUGGCACGGUCGAGCUUGAAGGUGUGGACGAGGUGAAGAGCCUCAAGGAGCGUAAGAGGUUCUUGACGGAUACCUGGUCGUAA